Gymnogyps californianus (California condor) is the source of this 2558-nucleotide messenger RNA. RefSeq names its product methyltransferase 13, eEF1A lysine and N-terminal methyltransferase (gene METTL13). The record is from RefSeq and is a predicted model, not a curated record. NCBI's taxonomy places the organism in Eukaryota, Metazoa, Chordata, Aves, Accipitriformes, Cathartidae. Bases 1 to 2079 code for a protein of 692 amino acids. The transcript is spliced from 8 exons.
AUGGACCUGCUGCCCCGCAGCCCCGGGGAGUUCGGCUCAGCCCGGUACUGGGAUCGGUUCUUCCGGCAGCGCGGGCAGCGACCCUUCGAGUGGUACGGGGCCUUCCCGGAGCUCUGCCCGGUCCUGCACAAGUACAUCCGGCCCCGCGACAAGGUUCUGGUGGUGGGCUGCGGGAACUCGGAGCUGAGCGAGCAGAUGUACGACGUGGGGAUGUGCGAGGACAUCGUGAACGUCGACAUCAGCGACGCAGUGAUCCGUCAGAUGCAAGAGCGGAGUGGGAGCAAGAGGCCGAAGAUGAGCUACCUGCUGAUGGACAUGCUUCAGAUGGACUUCCCUGAUGCCCACUUCCAGGUGGUCCUGGACAAAGGCACGCUGGAUGCCAUCCUCACGGACGAAGAGGAGGCCACUCUAGCCAAGGUGGACAAGAUGUUUGCCGAGAUCAGCCGAGUCCUGCAGGUAGGAGGGCGCUACCUCUGCGUCUCGUUGGCUCAAGCCCAUGUGCUGAAGAAAGCGGUGGAAUACUUCUCCCAGGAAGGUUGGGUCGUGCGUGUCCAUCAGGUGGCCGGCAGUGGGGACAAGCAGCAGUUUGUCCUACCAGUCUUUGUCUACGUCAUGACAAAGUUCAGGAAGAUCCCUGGCUCGGCACCGCAGAUCCUUGAGAUCUGCCCCGAGGAGCAGGACAAGCCGACGCGGGUGGAGAACGCGGAGCGGCUGGUGGCGGCGGUGAAGGACAGGCAGCAUUACGCCCUGCUCUGCAGCCAGCUGAGCAAAACCCCUUGCGGGGAGCAGGUUUCCCUGGAUCUGUGCGACAAAGAGAGCGGGAGGCCUCGCUACACGCUGCAUGUGGUUGACAGCCCCUCGGUGAAACCUUCCCGGGACAAUCGCUUCGCCAUCUUCAUCAUCCCGCAGGGCAGAGAAACCGAGUGGCUCUUUGGGACGGAGGAAGGGCGGAGGCAGCUGGCCACCAGCGCGGGCUUUGGGCGCCUGGUCACUGUGGCCCUGCACAGGGAGCAGCACUACGAGGGCAUGGCCGGCAUCCAGGCGGAGCUGUCGGGGAAGGUGAUGGAGCUGGCCCCGCCGGGCCUCCCUGCCCGGCAGCAGGUGCCCUUCCUGUCUGUGGGAGGGGACAUCGGGGUGCGGACAGUGCGGCACCGUGACACCAGCCCCCUGAGCGGGGAGUACGUCGUGGAGGACGUGAAGGGGGACGGCACCUGCUACUUCCGACGCCUCAUCUUCCUCCGCAACAGGAAUGUGGUGCAGUCAGAGGCUCGGCUCCUGGCCCCCGGGCCUCUCCCAGGCCAGAAGAAACGGAGGAAGGACAAGAAGAAACCCAGCCCCACUGAGCCACCCGCAGCCAUCGACAAGAGCUACCUGUGCUGCGAGCACCACAAGGCCAUGGUUGCAGGGCUCUGCCUGCUGGGGGGCCCCGACCCCCUCCCAGGAACCCCACUGGCGGUGCUGGUGGUGGGGCUCGGCGGGGGCAGCCUGCCCCUCUUCAUCCACGACUACUUCUCACAGGCCCGCGUGGCUGUGGUGGAGAUCGACCCCUCCAUGCUGGAGGUGGCCACGCGUUGGUUUGGCUUCUCCCAGGGCGACCGGAUGCGGGUGCAUGUCUCCGAUGGCCUGGACUAUGUGGCCAAGCUGGCAGCUGAAGGUACCGUCUCGCAGAGCAUCCCACCCCAGUACGACGCCGUCAUGUUCGAUGUGGACAGCAAAGACCUCACGGUGGGGAUGAGCUGCCCGCCCCCAGCAUUCGUGGAAAAGCCCUUUCUGCAGAACGUUAAAACCAUCCUCAAGCCAGAAGGAGUCUUCGUGCUCAACUUGGUGUGCCGCGACACCCGGCUGAAGGAGUCUGUCCUGGCCACUCUCAGGGAGGUCUUUCCGCUGCUCUACGUGCGCCGCAUUGAAGGGGAGGUCAACGAGAUCCUGUUCUGUCAGCCGAGCCCCGAGGGCCAGCGGGACCCCACAGAGCUGGGGGCACGUGCCCGGGCACUGGAGGGGACCCUGCGGCAGCCUGGGCGCCCCUGGGACAGCUCAUAUGUGCUGGCAGACAUGCUGCAGGCUGUCAAGAUCCUCUGAGAGGGGCUCUGAUGCCACUUGAACAAGAGAGAGGUCCUUGUGUGGGUGCUGUGGCCGUGCAGCGGAGGGGUCCGCAUGGCUGGGACUGCCGCCCUUGGGGGGCUGAUGCUGGCCUGGGUCUGCCUGAAGGAUGGGACUGGCAUGGAGAGGGGCUCCCUGGGAAGGGGUCCAGGACCGUGGAGGGCUCUGCAGCCCAAGGGGCAGCAUUGGGCUGGUGAGGGGAGGAAGGUGCUGCCGGACUGGCAGGAGUGUGGAUUUGGGUCUGUCCCCAUUGCUUUCCCGUUGUGGGAAAAACAUACCUCUGACCGUCCCUUUCCCCUCCAGCACGGGUCCUUCCCUCCGAUGCUGCCUCUUCCCCCCAUCUCCAGCAUCCCUGGUCACUGGUGCCUAUGCAGAGCCCCAGCCCUGCCCCAAGCCUGGUUGUGGAUGUGUGUGGGUGGGCUGAGAGCUGUGAAAAUAAAGUGCUCAGGCCUGCUCGG